AUGAAAAUGAGAAAUCGGCUUUUGAUAGUUUUGGCACUUUUUGCCGUCGUCGCAGAGGCGAGAGAAAGAUCGGUGAGUUUUGACGGGGGGAAAUGGUGUUUUUGCGCACUUUUGCAAGUAACAGUGGUCUUGGGACACUCAAACUGCUCUGUAGACGUUAGUAAAUUUCACGAUUUUCAAAAGGAUUUUUGGCUGGAAAUCGCAAAAAUUUCAGUACACGGUGUGCGAAAAAUCGGACGGACAACUGCAUCACUACAAAGAGGGCCGUAAAGCGGACGAACAAUUGUGCGCAAAACGUCUCGCGACGGCUUAUUUCCACGACGAAGUCAACCAAACGGGGUAAGUACAUAAUGACGCAUCGUUUGCCGAUCGGCCGACCGAAAAAUCGAUAAUUUCCACAUUUUUCGUUUCAGAUGGGCUUUUCUCGAAGUCGACGUGAUCAGCCCGAAAAUUCCGCACUGGUUGCAGGGAUAUGCGGCCGGAUUUGCUGAGGGUAAGCGGGGGAAAAAAGUUUACAAAACCUAAAAGCUUUUUAUUUUUUUCUAAGCGUCAGGUGUUUUAAUGGGAGAAAAUUUAGUCGAAGAAAAGAGAAAAAGGUUGGAAUGUGCUCGAUUUGACAGAAAAACCAAAGAAAUCGAGGGGAAACAAGGAAAAAUCAAAAAUCUGUCAGUUAUCGGAAAACCCAAAUUUCAAGCGGCACAUGAGCAAAUUUUAGGUGAAUUUAAUCGAAAAUACACUUCAUGACCUAUCAAAACAAUAAAAACGAAGAAAAAAAAGGCGAUAAUUCGACAUUUUCACGAUUUUUAAUCAAGGUUUGCUGCAAAAAAUUCGGGUACAUUUACGAUAAACACAGCGCGCUCGCGUUAUUUCGGAGUGUCGUUGGAAACGAAAAGCGUGGAAAUUCCAAUAAAAAAUCGGAUUCUGCUGAAAACCCGCUGAAAAACGGAAUUUUCAGGCCGUGCCACCCGCGAUCUUAUUGAUUUGCACAUCCUCAACACUGUCAAUGGGUAUUGCGACGGCGCGAAACAUUUUUGCGACGAGCUCGCCGAGUUCAUGCUCGACAAUUUGGAGUGGAUGGAGACGGAGAUCAAAGAGCACCCGGAGGACGAGUAUUGGCAACAAGUGAAUCUGACCGUCAAUCAACUGUUCGGACUCAUCCACGGAUACGAGGACCAGCUGGGCGCCGAGAUCAACUACCGGGACCUCGUCGUUCAUCCGAUUUUGUGAGUUUUUGGGGUGUAGCUGAACAGUUUGAAGCGUUUUCUUUGUGUGAAACUGAAAAAUACCAGACUUCUGCUCUUCUAAAUCACUUUGUGUUUAAAAAUCCGAAAACAAAAAACCACGCCCUAUCAGUCUUAUAUUGCAGCAUGAUCCAAAUCGCCGGAGACCUCGAAGACCUGGCCCAAAAGUUCAAAAAGCCCGAGCGACUUGGCCGCGUCUACUCGGGCCCCGGCCACUGUUCCGCGUUGGUCAAGGUAAAGAAAUGGCCGAGAAAAAGCGAAGCCAUCCCAAACUUUUUCAGCUUCUGCCCAACAACGCCGAUAUUCUCUUCUCGCACGUCACAUGGUCGUCCUACUCGACAAUGUUGCGCAUCAACAAAAAAUAUGCGUUCAAAACCGGAGAUCCAGGACAGGUCUACUCGUUUUCCAGCUAUCCAGGUAACUCUAGACCACGGCCGUAGCCUAACUUUUCCUCUUCCUUCAGCCUCGAUCACCUCGACCGACGACUUCAUUCUGACGUCGGCGAAACUCGCGAUUCUGGAGACGACGAUCGCGAACUACAACGAAAAAGCGCUCGAUCUGAUCACUCCGAACACGGUGCUCACGUGGAUCCGCGCCGAAAUCGCCCAUCGGACCGCCUCUUCGGGACUGCAAUGGGCCGAGGCGUUCGGAAGACACAACAGUGGAACUUAUAACAACGAGUGGGUCGUCGUCGACUACAAACAGUUCCACCGCGGAAAGCCAGUGCAGCCGGAGACCGGAAUUAUUCAUGUCGUCGAGCAAAUGCCGUGAGUUUCUGCGAAAAAAAUGAGCCCAAGUUGACUAGCUGAAAAUAAUUCCGAAUUUAAUCGCCACUUUUUCAGAGGCCACAUCGUGCACUCGGACAUGACCGCCCAUCUGUUCGAAUCGACGUACUGGCCCGGCUACAACCAACCCUUCUACAAGCAGAUCAUCCGCUACUCGGAGACCGACAAAAUGGUCGAAAAGUUCGGCGACUGGUUCAGCUACGAGAAGACGCCGCGAGCGUUGAUCUUCAAGAGAGAUCACAAAAACGUGGUGGACAUGGAGUCGAUGAUCGCGUUGAUGACGUCCAACAAUUACACGAAGGACCCGCUGUCCCGCUGCGACUGCAACCCUCCGUACUCUGCGGAGAACGCGAUCGCCUGCCGAUCCGACCUGAACCCGCCGAACGGAACCUAUCCGUUCAAAUCCCUGGGCUUCCGGGACCACGGAGCGAUCGAUGCGAAGGUGACCAACUCGAAACUCAUCAAUUCCCUGCAGUUCACCGCCGUCUCGGGCCCUCCGCACGGCGCUGUGCCCGUUUUCGAUUGGCGAACCAGUCCGUUGGGCCAGAAGAUUCCGCACUUUGGACAGCCGGACCGAUGGACCUUCGAACCGGUCACCUAUAGAUGGAGGAAGGGAGGAGUGCAUCGUCAUCACGGUCACGGACAGAAGAAGAUGAAGAAGGAUCAGUUCUCGCAGUUCUAA
Messenger RNA from Caenorhabditis sp. 36 PRJEB53466, 2708 nucleotides. NCBI's taxonomy places the organism in Eukaryota, Metazoa, Nematoda, Chromadorea, Rhabditida, Rhabditidae. The record is from the annotation of a GenBank genome assembly.